Molecule: messenger RNA, 3896 nt
Organism: Alexandromys fortis (reed vole)
Lineage: Eukaryota; Metazoa; Chordata; Mammalia; Rodentia; Cricetidae
Gene: Itih6
Product: inter-alpha-trypsin inhibitor heavy chain family member 6
Exons: 13
Biological process (GO): hyaluronan metabolic process
Molecular function (GO): serine-type endopeptidase inhibitor activity
Source: RefSeq, a predicted model, not a curated record
UUCUGGAUGAGAACAGCAGGCCCAGGCCAGAAGUGGCACCAUGUCUGAAUGGAGGUGCCUCGGCCGUGCCAGUGUAUUGCUGACCAUUCUCCUAGACCUAACACACCAGGGACCCCAUGGCUCUGCCUCGCCAACCAGCAAGUUGUUGAUGACGAGCUAUUCCAUACGUUCCACGGUGGUGUCGCGUUAUGCGCACACUCUGGUCACCUCUGUUCUCUUCAAUCCACACGAUGAAGCCCAUGAAGCCACCUUUGACCUGGAUCUUCCUCGCAUCGCCUUUAUCUCCAAUUUCACAAUGACCAUCGACAAUAAAGUCUAUGUUGCAGAAAUCAAGGAAAAACACCAGGCAAAGAAAAUCUAUGAGAAAGCCUAUCAGCAAGGAAAGACAUCAGCUCAUGUAGGCGUGAGGGACCGGGAAUCAGAGAAAUUUCAAAUCUCCACUAGGCUGGCAGCAGGUACAGAGGUAACUUUUGUCCUGGCCUAUGAGGAACUUCUACAACGACAUCAGGGCCAGUACCAGCUGAUGGUAAGCCUGAGACCUGGACAGCUGGUGAGGAAGCUGACUGUAGAAAUCGCUGUGUCUGAGAGGACGGGCAUUGCCUAUGUGCAUAUACCUCCACUGAGGACCAGCCGAGCGAGCACCAACAACCAAACAAGUGAGGGUGACAUGCCCCCAUCUACCAGGAUAAAGAGGGCAGAGACCUGUGUCCACAUCACCUUCUCCCCAACACUGCAAGACCAGUCUGCCUUCUCCAGCUCAGGCAUCAUGGCUGACUUCACAGUCCAGUAUGAUGUGGUCAUGGAAGACAUCAUUGGAGACGUGCAGGUACCUGGACCUGGGACAUGCAGAAUUCAUUGGUAAAUACCUUUCAAGUUUGUGGCGCUCAAGUUUUCUCUCAUCUCCUUCAUCCUUAUCCCACAGACUAAAAAGGCCAUGAACACAAUCCUCAGUGACAUGCAAGCCAGCGACUACUUCAACAUCAUUUCCUUUUCUGACAAAGUUAACAUCUGGAAAGCCGAAGGCUCAAUCCAGGCCACUGCCGAAAACAUUCAUAGUGCCAGGAACUACCUGAGUCGCAUGGAAGCAGAUGGCUGGACCGACAUCAACGCAGCUCUGCUGGCAGCUGCUUCAGUGCUGAACCAUAGCAACCAGGAGCCUGGAAAGGGCCGUGGUGUGGGGCAGAUUCCUCUUAUCAUGUUCCUGACAGAUGGGGAGCCCACAGCCGGCGUGACAACUCCCAGUGCGAUCCUUUCCAACAUCCGUCAGGCAUUGGGCCACAGGGUAUCUCUUUUCAGUUUGGCCUUUGGGGAUGAUGCGGAUUUCUCACUACUGCGCCGGUUGUCCCUGGAGAACCGGGGAGAAGCAAGACGCAUAUACGAGGACACCGACGCCGCUCUGCAGCUAGAGGGUCUCUAUGAGGAGAUUUCCAAGCCUCUACUGGCAGAUGUGCGCCUGGACUAUCUGGGUGGUUUGGUUGGGACCUCCCCUAGGGCCCAUUUCCCUAACUAUUUUUGUGGUUCAGAGCUGGUGGUGGCUGGCAAGGUGCAACAAGGUAAGCAGGAACUGGGUGUCCACCUAGCAGCCCGUGGCCCCAAUGGUCAACUUCUUGUGGCCCGCCAUAGUGAAGAAGCCACCAACAGCAGCCAGAAGGCCUUUGGUUGCCCGGGGAAACCUGCCCUCAAUGUGGCCCACUUUAUCCGCCGCCUGUGGGCCUAUAUCACUAUUGGGGAGCUGCUGGAGGCACGCUUCCAAGCCCGGGACCCUACCACUCGCCGACUGCUGGCUGCCAAAGCCCUCAACUUAUCCCUUGAAUACAACUUUGUCUCACCUCUGACCUCACUGGUUGUGGUACACCUCGGGAAGACCAAUGAGGGAUCCAGGAGCCAGUCAUCCACGACAGCUGAGGCAAGCAGAGUCACACCCUCACCCAGCAAAAGUCUUGGCCUGGGAGUAGGCACAGCUCAACCACCCUCGGUCCUCAAGGUCUCUCCCAAAUCAAAGCCCAUGAAGCCCAACUCAACUGUUACUGCCCCUAAAAGGAAGAUGCCCAGUUCCAAGGAGCUGGGGGCACUAAGCCAGACCUCUAAUGCCCUGCCAACAUCAGUACAACCAAAGCCCCAAAUUCCAACCCAAGAUUCCAGUACCUUGGCACUGCCAACUUUGAAGAUGAAACCUAUUGCCCCUGUGCCUUCAAGUUCUAAUGCCCUGUUACCUCUGAAGCCCAGCACUCCAUCACACCAGAAUCCUGGUGUGACAUCGCUUGUUAGUUCUAGGACACGUGUCCUAACUCUGAACCCUGUCAGCCCCACCCAGCCCAAAAGUGACACUAUGAAGCAUUUUAAUCCGUUUACUCCUUCUGAAUUUCCGGCUUCAUCAGAUGCUCAGCCUACACCUGAUUCCCCAUCAUACCCUCAACCUGGGGAACCCAUAGCACAGUCACCCCAAAGCCUGCCACAGCCCAAGUCUGUCUCCACAUUUCAGAUAGCCAAACACCCAUUACACCUCAGCUCCAAAGGUCUUGCUCCCAAGACUCCCCCAAAUUUACCAGACCCUAGAUCUGGGAUCAUCUUGCCCAAGUCUCCUAAAAUCCCUUCAUCUCUUAAACCUAAUAUCUCAUCUCACCAAACCUCUACUAGCUUACUACUUUCCAAGUCCAGAACCCCAACUCCCCAUAACACCCAAAUUCCACUCCCUGCCAGACCCAGGGCAGUAGUUCUUCAAAGCCUCGACGCAUCCUCAAGCACACUUUCAAGUUCCACAAGUCCCAGCAGUACUGUGGCCACGUCUCUUCCUGGGGAACCUCUCCCUUCUCCCUUUACCCCUACUCUGACCUCUCUGCUUCCUGCUGCAAGACUCUGGCAUCAGCAAGACUCGCUGCUGGGACCCAAGAGCACCAGCACUCUCCCUGAGGCCAUCAGCCUUCAUCUUCUCCCAGAGAAGCUCCAGCUGCUGCCAGAGUCAGUGAUAGAGUCCAAGUUCGUGGAGUCCUUGAACCCACCAGUUUUCUAUACCUUCCUCACUCCUGACAAAGACGGAAGUCCACACUGGAAUGGCAAUUCUGAGAGAAUCCCGGGAGGAGCUGAACGUGAUAUGGACUCUAAGGAAAGUUCCAUGGAGCUAGUAAAAGGCACAUUGCCAGGCAUCUUCACCUUCUCGUCCUUUGUGGAUGGGGAUCCCCACUUUGUGGUCCGCAUUCCUCACUCAGGAGAGAAGAUCUGCUUCACACUGGAUGGGCGCCCAGGGGACCUACUGCAACUCAUAGAGGACCCUAAGGCAGGGUUGCAUGUGAGUGGCAAGUUGCUUGGAGCACCGCCAAGACCAGGCCACGAGGACCAGGCCCGUACAUACUUCCAGAUCAUCACAAUCACUUCAGAUAAACCCCGGGCCUACACUAUUACAGUAAACCGCAGUUCCAUAUCUGUGCAUGGUGAGGGCACCUUGAUCUUACCCUGGAACCAGCCUGCCCUGGUGAAGAAGCCCCAGCUGAAGCUCCAUGUGGCUUCUGCAAACCAUCUCACCAUCCAAUUUGGGCCCCACCUCAACUUCCUCAUCCUUCGUCAUCACUACAGACACCCUAGCAUACUACAACUACCCCAUUUGGGGUUUUAUGUGGCCAAUGGCUCAGGCCUCAGCCCCUCAGCCCGUGGCCUGAUGGGACAGUUUCAGCACCCAGGCAUCCGGCUGGUAACAGGACCUACUGGGUCUUAUUUACAGAAGCACCAUGGCCCAGAUGUGCCAGUGGUACUAGGCAAGAAGCUGCUGAAAGAGUCAUCAAGGCUUCGUCCGCGCUGGACUUCAUGCUGGCUGGUGAAACGCUCUCAUGUCGAACAGCUGCUGGGCCAGCCCUACCUUGCCUAUGUUCUGUGAUGACUCUUGUACCUAGAGCCAGGAGAUA